AUGGCGAACAAGUCAAUCCCAAAGCCUUCGAUGCCCCAGCCUUCCGUAUCCGUGAAAGCAGCAGAACCUAUCACACGAGAGAAAGGGAGCAACAAGGAACAACCAUCCCGAAGAAGAAGAAGAAGAAGAAGAAGACUAAGAGUGCAGGUCUCCAAAAUGACUCAGGCUCCAAAAAUUCCUCCACUUACUCCAAAGUUCCUCAAAACCUUCCUCUACACCCAACAUACACCUGACUCGCAGCACACCUCAACGUCCCAUCAAAUGGCGAACAAGUCAAUCCCAAAGCCUUCGAUGCCCCAGCCUUCCAUAUCCGUGAAAGCAGCAGAACCUAUCACACGAGAGAAAGGGAGCAACAAGGAACAACCAUCCCAAAGAAGAAGAAGAAGAAGAAGAAGAAGACUAAGAGUGCAGGUCUCCGGCGUGAGCUUGCAAAAUUGCACCGCGGGGCCAUUCGCCAGCGGUAAUGGCGGCGGUGCGAGCCGGCAACGGUUACUGGAGCUGUCCCAUGGUCUAGGAGCUCUCAGGCACUACAACGACCUGGCCAACCACGUGCUGUCGCUGAAUCAACAGGGCGCGGUCGUCACGAAACUUUUGGGUACGCUACGCCCGCCGGGCUUAAUCGGUGGCAGCAAGCCAAAAGUCGCGACGCCGGCCGUCGUCGCCAAGAUCGAGCAGUACAAGAGAGAGAACCCGACCAUCUUCGCGUGGGAGAUUCGGGAGAGGCUCAUCUCCGAGGGCGUGUGCAGCAACGCGACGGCGCCAUCGGUGAGCAGCAUCAACCGGAUCCUGCGGAACAGAGCCGCGGAGCGUGCCGCCGCGGAAUUCGCGAGGGCCGCCGGUUACGGGCUCUACGCAGCGGGUCCACACCCGUACUUCAACAGCGCGCACCAGCAUCCGACGACCAGCCACCAUCUGCAGGCGGGCUGGCCGGCACCGGGGGCGGCGGGUCACCCUUGGAUGUUGCCGCCGCUGGCUACCGGGAUCACCGGCGCGGCUUCCGCGCUCCUGCUGCCCCCGUCCUUGAGCCCGGGAGCCGCAGCAGCCGCGGCCGCGGCCGCCUCCGCGUCGGCUGCCGGCACCGCGGACCACUCCUUACACGCCGACGCGAUCGCUCGGGGAUACCUGCAAGACGGCGACGGCGACGACGGCAGCCUGGACGGCUCGGAGCAGCCCAAGUUCCGGCGGAACCGCACCACCUUCAGCCCGGAACAGCUGGAGGAGCUCGAGAAGGAGUUCGAGAGGUCCCACUAUCCGUGCGUGUCGACGCGCGAGCGGCUCGCCUCCAAAACUUCCCUCUCGGAGGCUCGUGUACAGGUUUGGUUUUCCAACAGACGGGCAAAGUGGCGUCGUCACCAGCGCAUGAACCUCUUAAAGCGUUCGCCACCGCCGCCACCGCCACCACCGCCACCACCGCCGCCACCGCCGCAGCCGCAGCAGCAGCCGCAGCAGCAACCGCAUUCCGCAUCCGGUAUGGAAAUAAGCCGUACGUCAAGCUGCUCGAUCGCCGGCAUGGGCGGCGAAAGUAGCGCGUUCCGCGCGGUCGUCGCCAAUUCCUCCGCCCGGGAGCCGUCCGAGAGGACCUCGGAGAGGAUCGACAGGGUCGAGCAACCGAUCGCGAAGCAGCCGGAGAGGAAGCCCAGCGCGUUCAGGAUGAUCAGCCAGUUGGUUGGCGAGGAUUCGCCGACGGUGCCCAGGCCGUCCAGCCCGGCCUACGAGCAGCAGAGGCACGCCGCCAAUUCCGGCCCGGGGAUCGGCUCCGAGUCAUCGAACAAAUGUGACUUCGAGCGGCACGAGGACGACGAGGAGGACGAGGAGAUCGACGUGCAAGACUCCGACCAGGACGUGCCCUCUUCGCCCACCGUCGCCUGGAGGGACCACUGGACGGACCAGCAACCUCUGGAGCUAACCAAACACGACCGCUGAACACCUCUGUCCGGUCGCUAUAGAUUCGAAUUUGUAAUAUUGUAUCGGAACUCGACGGGUUCCUCGACGAUUUCGUGUCCCCCGAAGUGUACCGCGGAAUCAAACAGUGCGAAAGA
Nomia melanderi (Alkali bee) is the source of this 2039-nucleotide messenger RNA. Lineage: Eukaryota; Metazoa; Arthropoda; Insecta; Hymenoptera; Halictidae. The record is from RefSeq and is a predicted model, not a curated record.